UUCUGAUUAGUUCUCAGCGACACGAACUCUAACCCAAUAUACAAUCCAAAUAUUUACCGACGCCCUGCAAAUGUAUACCUGUGUAAAAACUACACGGAUGCGUGCAGGUGUGCCGCUCUUCACACCCGGAAGCGGAGUGUAUGUGUGUGUAUGUGUUUGUGUAUGUGUGUGUGGUAACACGUCAGUUUGGAUGAACUCAUGAGUGAAGCAGGCCGAGAAGUUUUACCGCAAAUACACACUGGAUUUUUCCUUAGUCUGGAUAUUGGUUGCUUUUUAUAGCUGUCUGUUGCGUUUAUUGAUACAUGAUCGGCGCGAGAGGACGCUUGGUUGACUCGCAGUGAGUCGUUAAAGGAGUUUUGACCAGAAGAGCCUGCUGCUGCUGCUGCUGCUGGAAAAUGCCGCUGUUUCCAUGGAGUCUACUGGUUGUCGUGCUGGUUUUGCCAGCUGUGCAUGCAGAUGAGGAAAAUUCUUUAACGCUCGUAGGAUGGCAGGACGUCUGGAUCUUCCGUUUGUUUCUCAAUGUUUUGGGAUACGCCACCAUCAUCGUUCCAGGAUAUUUACUGUUCAGUUACUUUAAAAGAGUCAACUAUCUAGAGACAGGCCGAGGUCUUUGUUAUCCUGUUAUAAAGACGUGUGUGUUUGGAAACGAGUCUAAAGCCGGACUGUUGGACGAUGCUUCGGCGACACCUAGAAAUGAGUCUGAAUCCAGCUCAACAGUUCGACAGGCCUUCAAACUCAUCUUCUGCGCUGCGGGGCUCCAGGUGUCGUAUUUGACAUGGGGCGUUCUUCAGGAGCGGGUGAUGACGCGUUCGUACGGCGCGGAGGGCAGCGGCGAGCGCUUCAAAGACUCUCAGUUUCUGGUCUUCAUGAACCGGAUCCUGGCGCUGACGGUGGGCGGUUUGUGUUGCGUUGUGUUCAAGCAGCCCCGUCACGCCGCACCCAUGUACAAAUACUCCUUCGCUUCUCUUUCCAACAUCCUGAGCAGCUGGUGCCAAUAUGAAGCGCUGAAAUACAUCAGCUUUCCUACGCAGGUUCUGGCCAAAGCAUCUAAGGUGAUACCCGUGAUGCUGAUGGGCAAGAUCGUCUCGCACAAGAGCUACGAGUAUUGGGAAUACUUCACCGCCAUGCUCAUCUCCGUCGGCGUCAGCAUGUUCCUUCUCUCCAGCUCCACCAGCAAACACCUGUCCACCGUCACGACCUUCUCCGGCGUCAUUAUCCUGGCGGGAUACAUCGUAUUCGACAGUUUCACAUCCAACUGGCAGGACAACCUCUUCAAAUACAAGAUGUCCUCCGUGCAGAUGAUGUUCGGGGUAAAUCUCUUCUCCUGUCUCUUCACGGUCGGCUCUCUCCUGGAGCAGGGCGCCUUCUUCGACUCGCUGGCGUUCAUGACGCGUCACUCCGAGUUCGCGUUUCACGCCGUGCUGCUGUCCAUCUGCUCGGCGUGCGGUCAGCUCUUCAUCUUCUACACGAUCGGGCAGUUCGGAGCGGCCGUCUUCACCAUCAUCAUGACCCUGCGGCAGGCUUUCGCCAUUCUUUUGUCCUGCUUCAUCUACGGUCACGCCAUCACGCUGGUGGGCGCCUUCGGCGUGGCCGUGGUCUUCGUCGCUCUCUUCCUGCGCGUCUACGCACGCAGUCGCAUGAAGAAGGCCGGCAAACGACUACCGCAAACUCUGGUGCAGAAAGUUUAGUCGCACGGACAUGAGGCCACAUUUUCGUGGUUUGUUUUUCUUUGGUUUGCUCCAGAACUUUCUGACUUUGUGGUCAAAGGGUACACAAAGGGAUUACUCUUUAUUUUUAAGGGAUUUGACGGUUGUGUCGGUGAAAGUUGCGUACGAGUUGUGUUUGCGUGUACUGGAUGUGUCUGAGCCGAGCGUAUACGGGCUGAGAUGGCGUGAUCGAUCGCUGAGCCCUCUAUAUUUGUAAUUUGGUACUAAAUUAAAUACGGUAAACCUCUCGCAUUGAGUUUUUCUAUUUGAACUUUGUUGGAUUUUUGUGGGGAGGAUGAAGUUUGGCUUGGGUUGAGAUGUCUUAGGAGUGUCACAUGUAAAGUUAAACCCCUGCUUUUGUUCCUAACAUUUAAUAUCUCUAGUAUUGUCAAGGACAUUAUUAAGGACAAUGGGUCUAAUUCAUCAAGCAUGCAUAUGCACAAAUUUGUUCGUGAAAUGUGCAUUUGGACGUAACAAAUCAUGAUUAAACAAAAACGUUCAUACUAAAAUUUAUUUUAAAUGUAUGCAAAAACGUAAGAAUCAAAAUCUAAUCAUGCUAUCAUUUCAAAUAAAUUUUAGUAUGAAAGUCUUUGUUGAAUCAAGAUUUGUUCGGAUGCACAAUUUGUGCGUACGCAUGCUUAGUGAAUGAAACCCAUUGUUAUUAUCUAUUAGGUUUAAUGUUUAGUUUUGUCUCCCCAUCAUGCGUGUGAGUGUUAUGAUUCAAACAUGAAGUUUUACAGGUUACACAGUGAAUAUUAAACCAUCAGUGCCUGUCUGAUCUGAUCUGAGCAACGGAUCCUUUAUAGUAAUAUUGUUACAGUAAAAAUGUGUGCGCUUAUGUGAGAGAUUUCUUUGCAACGAAAUGUCCAGGUCAUGAAACAAAAGAGAAAAAUAUACAUUUUGCAUGAAUGAUGAAGCAUAUUUUUAGGACUUUUUAGGAAAAUUGUUUCAGUAUUUUCAUGACAAUGUAUCAUGGUUUCAUUCUUGUAUUAUAUUACUGUAAAGCAGCAAUAAACGUAUCUGUACAUUUUAUUGAAAAAAAAGUCAUAAUGAAACCAGACGUGCUUUACAAUUUAAACAAGAUGAUAAAAAUGCUGGAUUAUUUUAAACCCAGCGUUGAGUCACAAAGGGAUAAACCCAUCCAAUUGGGUUGUAAUUUAACCCAUUGUUGGGUCAAAAACUUUUUAGGAUUAAUUUAACACAGUGGCUGGGUUUUAUCCCUUUUGACCCAACGCUGCACUGUAAAAAAAUUGCUGCCUUAAAUAAUCAACGUCAUUUCAACAAAAUAUUAUUUAUCUUGACCAGAUGAGUUGUUAUAACUUAUCAAAAUAGUUGAAAUAAGUCAACUUCAUUUUCUAAGUUGUGGCAGCUAAUCUUUACCUAAGAUAAACAGAAGUUGAAAUUACUUGUAAAUCCAAGAUGGUUAAACUUAAAAGUUGGUUAGUAAUAAUCCAGCAUUUUGUAGCAUGUACAGUAUAAAAGUAAUAAUAGUUUAAAAGUAAUAACAUGAUCUGGACAUUUCCUUGACAGUUUUUGUGAGAUUCACCGUGAGAAAUUCAUUAAUUGUUUAAGCGUUAUGUUUGUGUGUUAGUGAAGAUCGGCCGAUCAUUCUUACAUUAUGAACUUUUCUAAAUCCUCUAUAUUCACAUUCAUGAUGGAGAUAUGAAGAUUAAAGUUUGAUGAAUGUCUUAGGUGAGGUUAAGGAAACAUUUACACAUUUAUUAUCUACAUUCAAUAUUAGUUUAACAUACACAUAAUGUCCUUGACAUGUCUGUUUAUUUUCUGGGUUUGUUAGUGGAAUAGAUUUGUACUGAUUUGUUUGCAAAGACAAUAUUUACAGCCACCAGCAGUGUGUGUCUUUAUCUCCAACUAUAAUAACUUGUCAAAAUGCAUACGAACAUGUUUUGACAUUAAUGUGUUGUAUUGUAGGUUUAUGAUUUCGAUCAUUCGAGUUGAUUGUUUUUUAUUAGGAAUCUCCAGAAUUAAUUUUAACUCAUAAUCAUCAGUUUAUUUCACAGGUUAGACAUUUAGUUAUUUUAUUUUUUACUUUGUUUUAAAUUUAUUUGCACAUAUAGUCUUUCAUUAUUGUUUUUUGUUUUUUAGCUUUAACUUAUGAAUACUGAAAGUUAAGUUGUGGGUCCUUCUUUAAAGUAACCAAAAUAUUUAUGUGAAAACUCACUUUUCUCUUCAAUCAAAAUCCGUUUGAAUGGUAAAGAUACAGAUUUAACACUAAUCUGAAUUAAACAGUACAGCAGGAAUGUCAGGAGUAUGAGUUAAUAAAUGAAUGAUAUAAUCUAUGAAGAACUUGAAGACGGUUAAAUACUGUAUAUUCUUUUCAUUGUGUCAUUAUUUUCAUCCCAAUCCCAUUUACCUCCUCAAUACUUUACCAUAGUAACAGUAAAAUGUGCUAGCAUGCAAAUAUGUUUACGACAGGUUUUACGAGAUACACCCGGAUUUCAGGUUUGAUCACAAAGUUAAAUAACAUUGAAAUGUUGAGCAUUGUUUGAAGAGACGGAUUGUAAAGGAAUGUGAAAUGACUCGUGUGAAAAUGCUACUAAUGUAGUCUUAUUAACUUCUUAUAAUUAAAUUAAUUUGAUGACAUGACCAAA
Misgurnus anguillicaudatus (oriental weatherfish) is the source of this 4315-nucleotide messenger RNA. It is a transcript of the gene slc35b2, whose product is annotated as solute carrier family 35 member B2. Gene Ontology annotation, biological process: transmembrane transport; 3'-phosphoadenosine 5'-phosphosulfate transport. Gene Ontology annotation, molecular function: 3'-phosphoadenosine 5'-phosphosulfate transmembrane transporter activity. Gene Ontology annotation, cellular component: Golgi membrane; endoplasmic reticulum membrane. The record is from RefSeq and is a predicted model, not a curated record. NCBI's taxonomy places the organism in Eukaryota, Metazoa, Chordata, Actinopteri, Cypriniformes, Cobitidae.